This is a messenger RNA of Aspergillus pseudotamarii, 1533 nucleotides long. RefSeq lists its product as uncharacterized. The coding region runs from base 1 to 1533 and encodes 510 amino acids. The transcript has 2 exons. The record is from RefSeq and is a predicted model, not a curated record. NCBI's taxonomy places the organism in Eukaryota, Fungi, Ascomycota, Eurotiomycetes, Eurotiales, Aspergillaceae.
AUGACAACAAGCCUUCCUCUUUUCAGGGGAAACAGCAUUUCCUUGGAAGAUGCCUUGGAAGAUGACGACAAUAUUCUCCAUCGGUUAGAUUAUCCGGAGAAAAAGAAGGAAUUCUGGUCGUAUCUUCUCUCUCAUAAGAAUGAUAUCGAAGAAUUAGUGUGCUUUCAUCUUUGUGCAAAACAUUGCCAGGUAGCUGAUGAAGCUCAUUGGUUAUUCGGGAGCUACAAUGUAUGCAUUCCAGUCUACAUUGACCCUCCAUCUGAGCACGCGGUUCUUGUUCGAAUCCCCUUACCGUUUAAAAUCGGAGAGACAUUUAAUCCUGGAAAUAUGGAUGAAAAGCUGCGGUGCGAAGUAGCUACCUAUAUUUGGAUUCGUGAGAAUUGCCCGACUGUCCCUAUUCCGUCCCUAUACGGAUUCGCGUUCCCCAAUGGGCUUACUUUUGCUGAAGUAUCUUCUGUAUCAUUCCUUUCUCGACUCCAGUGGCGUAUAAAACGGACCAUCAACUCGUUGCUUGGGUUCCCUGCAGCAUGCCCCUAUAUCGGCCUCAGACGGCCGAAUCCAUUGAGAACCGGAUACAUGAUCAUAAGCCUCGUGAAGAAUGGUCAGAUGCUUUCCAAUUCUUGGGCCACAUAUCUUCUUGAGGAUAAUUCACGCAGACAGACUCUUUUCCGUGACCUCGCGAACAUCGUAAUUACAUUGAAUCGUACACGGUUGCCGCAAAUCGGGUCUCUGACUUUAAGUGACGAUGGGGUUAUUAGUGUAACGAACCGCCCCUUGACACUUCGACUCCAAACAUUUGAAAAUGAAGGUAUUCCUACGAUCCCGAGAGCCUCAACUUACCAGGCUGUAGAGCCUUAUAUUCUAGAUCUUUUACAGUGCCAUGACAACCGCAUUUACUACCAGCCAAAUGCCAUCCAUAGCACAAAUGACGGCCAGGAGCAAUUUGCCGCUUUGACUAUGAUGCGCGGUCUUCUCCAUCAAUUUGUGUCCCGUCAAUAUCGCGAUGGGCCAUUUGUGCUUACACUUACUGAUCUUCACCCAAGCAACAUCUUCGUUGAUGAAGACUGGCAUAUAACGUCCCUUAUUGACCUAGAAUGGGCAUGUUCGUUCCCGAUCGAGCUACAAACACCCCCAUACUGGUUAUCCGGUCGGCCUAUUGAUGACAUUGAACAUGGAGAGCAUCUACAAACUUUCGAUAAGAUCAUCAAUGAAUUCAUAGAUACCUUUGAAGAACAGGAAAAAAGGCUUCAAGACCCCAAUGCUUUCCAGGCUCAGAUUAUGAGACAAUGCUGGAAUAGUGGAAGUUUCUGGUAUUUUCAAGCUUCACAUAGCCCAAAGGGCCUUCUUAGUGUCUUCAACGAGCAUAUCCAACGCAAAUUUUGUGAGGAACAUUGCACUCAACGCGUGUUUGAUCGAACUGUCAGCCCAUACUGGUGUGUAGGAGCUGAUGACUUUAUUCGAACGAAGGUGGAGGAAGAGAAAGAGUACAAGAAUCGGUUAAGAAAACGGUUUAAUAAUAUUGGACAACAAUGA